GACAGUUGUUAAAAACAACAUUAUUAAUAAAAAGAAUGGACUCUACACCGAAAUUACCGGAAGGUUUCGCCCUUUUUAAACGCGAAACUUUAUUUUCAACCUCAGAAACCGACAGAAAAUGUAUUAAAACCACCAAUCACCUUCAAGACAUCUUCGGAAAAUACAAAGGCGAUUCUAACCUCGAAAUUACGGUAACGUUAACUCUUUGCAAAGAAAUCUUCAUAAACGAGUUAAAAAUCGACUACGAAAACGUUUCGUACUUAAUGAAAUACGGCCUUUCGGAAUGUUUGUGCUUUUAUUUGCAAAUUUGGAACGGUUGGACGAAUUCCUCGGCGACGUUCGAAGAUUUGAAAAGUUACAUAACCUCAAAAAUCAAAUUUCUCGUUGAGCACCAAAAAAAAUUCUGCAAACCGGCUAAAAACGUGAACGAUUUGGAGUUUUUAAAACGGCGGAACGAACAAGAUUGUUACACUUUAACCCUUGAAGGUGAACCAAGUAAAAUUAAUAAUAAACCUGCAAAACCUUACAUCAUCGAAGACGAUGAAAUACAACCUGAAUGGUUACCAUUAAACUUCUUAGAGUUCCUACAUUACCCCUAUGUUAACGUCGAAAUUAAUUUGCCAUAUAUACAAAUACGUAGAACUUCAAUUAUGGGGUAUCAACGACACGGUUGGAGCAACGAUUUUAAUUUUGAUGAUUUGAAACCUACGGGAGAUCCGAAUCAAAUCACUUCUAAAAAAAUUGACUCCCUAACUUAUAGGAAACAUAAAAAAAAGGAUAUUUUAGAAUUCAUAGUGAAAUUUUUAAAAUGUACCAAAGACCUUAGAGAUAAAAUUGACGUCUGUUACCAAUUAGGAGUCGUUUUUGAAGAAUUCUGUUUAGAUUUACAGAAAAUAGGGGAUGAGGAGAUGGUGGAAGUUCCUGCAAGUAUGGGUUGUCGUUACGGCGAAGAAUUUUAUGUGCGAAAUAAACGAGUUGUUCACAAAGAUAAUACGGGUGAUCCAGAUCCUUUAUAUUAUAAAGAAGUGCUAGUACCACAAGUUAUUCUCGCCAUAUUAAAAUUUAAACCCCAAUCGAGCUUGAUUUCAACACCCAAACAGCGAAAACGCUUUGUUGAUCAAGUAAACGAUUCGGUUGUGUUCAGCUGCUUGGAGUGCUCAAUAAGUUUUGGGAAAAGAGACAGUUUUGCGAAGGCAACUGAACAUUUUAGGAUUCAUCAUAAACCGGAAAGUACGUUUACUUGUUCGAAAUGUAGGAAAAAGAUUAAGAUUUAUGAUGUGUUAGAAAAUAGGUGGAAACAUGAUUGUAUAAAUAAUAAGAAUGUCUAAAAUAUUACUAAUAAAGUACUUAA
Onthophagus taurus is the source of this 1351-nucleotide messenger RNA. RefSeq lists its product as uncharacterized. NCBI's taxonomy places the organism in Eukaryota, Metazoa, Arthropoda, Insecta, Coleoptera, Scarabaeidae. The record is from RefSeq and is a predicted model, not a curated record.